AUUGUAGAUGUAGAUGAAUGUAAGAAGAAAAAAGGUAAAUGUGAUGAUAUUUGUGAGAAUACGAGAGGUUCUUAUAGAUGUCGAUGUGAAACAAGAGGCUGGAAACUCCAUACUGAUAAUCAUACCUGUGUGGAUUUAAAUGAAUGUAAGGUAGAUAAUGGUGGAUGUGAAGAUGAAUGUAUCAAUACGGCUGGGUCCUACUAUUGUAAUUGUUCUGAACUAGGCUAUACACGAGCUUCUAAUGGUUUCCAUUGCAUUGAUAUUAACGAAUGCACGAUUGGAAAUGGGGGUUGUCAAGGAACAUGUACCAACAUACCAGGAUCAUUCAAAUGUUCAUGUCCAAAUGUAGGCGAAGUUUUGGCAGAAGAUGGAAAAUCUUGCAGAGAUAUAAAUGAAUGUCUUCAUGAUAAUGGUGGAUGUAGUCAAAAUUGUAAAAAUAUUCAGGGAUCAUAUAGAUGUUCUUGUGAUAAUGGUUAUACUCUGGAUUCAGAUACACAUUCCUGCAACGAUAUUGAUGAGUGUCUACUACCAAGGACAAAAUGUCCACAUGGAUGUUUAAAUUUGAAUGGUAGCUAUACCUGUACUUGUCAAGAAGGAUAUCAGUAUAAUGAACGAGGUGAUAAAUGUGAAGUUACUCAUAUUUCCUUUUUAGAUAUAGAUGAAUGUGCUAUAAAUAACAACGACUGUUCACAUAGAUGUGUUAAUACUGCUGGAAGUGCUUAUUGUACUUGUAGAGUUGGAUUUCAACUUGAUCUGAACAGAAAGACAUGUAUUGAUGUAGAUGAAUGUAAGAAUGGUAAUGGAGGGUGUGAACAGAUGUGUUUUAACACGCCAGGAUCUUUCUCUUGUUCAUGUAGACCAGAGUUUGAGCUAGCAUCCAAUAAUAGAAGCUGUAAAGACGUAAAUGAGUGCUUAAGUGUUAAUCAUAGAUGUGAACAUCGAUGUGUUAAUACCAGAGGUAGUUUUCGUUGUGGAUGUCAUAAUGGCUAUAAGCUGACUACAGACAAUAGAACUUGUGAAGGUAUCUCUAAUUCGUUACGUCCAUCUAAAGUCGAGAACAACCUUUAG
Messenger RNA from Lottia gigantea (owl limpet), 1068 nucleotides. RefSeq lists its product as hypothetical. NCBI's taxonomy places the organism in Eukaryota, Metazoa, Mollusca, Gastropoda, Lottiidae. The transcript has 8 exons. The annotation marks the transcript as partial. The record is from RefSeq and is a predicted model, not a curated record. Gene Ontology annotation, molecular function: calcium ion binding.